This is a messenger RNA of Penaeus monodon (black tiger shrimp), 1095 nucleotides long. RefSeq names its product probable assembly chaperone of rpl4. Gene Ontology annotation, biological process: cell division. NCBI's taxonomy places the organism in Eukaryota, Metazoa, Arthropoda, Malacostraca, Decapoda, Penaeidae. The record is from RefSeq and is a predicted model, not a curated record. Gene Ontology annotation, molecular function: protein binding.
GUUCACCCUUUCUCGCAGGCAGGUAUCGUAGGCCACCGCCCGCGAUCGCGCAGCCCCGGGGCCUCCGUCUGGCAGCGCCGUCGGAACCAAAACAAGACUGCGACGCGAGCGACCCACGUGCGGGCGGCUGCUCACUAAGGAACAAUGGGGAAAAAUGCUAUAAAUACCCAGAAAAAGAAACUAGCUAAAGCCCAGAAGAAAAAGGCAGCCAAACCAAGCUUAGAAACCCUUUCCACAGCAGAACUACUAGCCCGAGCACAAGAGUACAUUGAUUGUUUCCAGUAUGAAAAUGCCCAAAAAUAUUGCCAAGAAGCUCUUAAAAGAGAACCUGACUAUGUUCCUGCUUUAGAGACCUCUGCCACACUGUGUCUUGAGACUGGAAAUCUUGAUGGCGCAAAACACUGCCUUGGGCGUGCCAUCACACUCCAACCAGAUGAAGGGUAUUCAAAGUAUUUAUCCAUGGCACAACUCAUGGAAGGUAAUGACUCACUGCAGUGCUAUCAAAAAGGAAUAGAAAUAUUGAGUGAAACUGUUGCUCUAGCACAGAAGUCUGAGAAUAACAUAAGUAAAGAUACACCUGAAGCAGAAAAUAUGGGUGCUGAAAAUGGAACAAUAAAUGAGGAAAUGUUAUCAGAUGGAGCCAAAGCAGAUGUGAAUGAACAACCUGAAGAAUUGAAAGAAGAGAAGGCUGCUUUGAUACGUAAAAUUUCAACGGCAUGUUGUUCAGUAGCUGAAUUGUACAUGACUGAUCUUUGUGAUGAGGAAGAAGCAGAGAAUCAGUGUCUUGCAUACAUAAACAAGGCCAUAGAAGCAGACUCUAGCAAUCCAGAAGCUUUCCAGUUUAUGGCCAGUUAUCAUUUGGUAAGGCAACAACCUGAUGAAGCCAGGACAUUUAUAAAGAAGUCAAUAGAUCUUUGGUUACCCAAGUAUAAAGAUGUUCAUGAAGGAAGGGCAGAAGCAGGAACCUUUGAUCCAGUUGAUGUGUGUCCAUUAUCAUACCCAACAAGACUGAGUGCCGCUAGAACUCUUAUUGAAGUCCAAGAAUAUGACAUUGCUGUAGAAGUCCUAGAAGGGUUGUCAGAGGAAGAUGACGAG